Molecule: messenger RNA, 3772 nt
Organism: Notodromas monacha
Lineage: Eukaryota; Metazoa; Arthropoda; Ostracoda; Podocopida; Cyprididae
Source: the annotation of a GenBank genome assembly
GUUCAUUGUGUUCUUGCAGCUCAUGACGCCCAUUUCGAUGGAUCAUAAAUGAGGAAGGUUCGCGAUAAUCAUUUGUAGCCAUGAAACGAAGUCGAAUGUCUGAGCAAGCCAAGUUUGGCGAGAAAAAGUGUAAAUUUGAUCAAAAAGAUGAGUUUAUUACUACGUUCCUCGACGUGUCUGUUCCCCCGGCGGGGACAAGGGUGAAUCCUCGCGACGUUCGUCGAGCUGGGCCGUUUCUACUUGGACCCACUGUUGGCAACAGUCCGGUGACUUCGAUAGUUCAGCGUCUCGCGCGUCGAGCUGGUACAGACGAAUACUUCUGCCUAAAAAUUCUCUCCCUAAAAAAUCCCGGUGAAGAAGAAACGCAGGAUUAUCGUCAAGGGAAGAUGCUUAUGCAUACGGAGUAUUCUUUACUCUCUUUGCUGGAAGGUGAAGAGGGUGUUGUCAAAUGUUACGGACUUUUCAAGUAUGUGACCCCGGAAAUUGACGAAGUUUCCCAAGGUUAUACCGGUCGGCUGCAAAAAAAGCUAAGUUUGGUACUCGAAAGAUGUACAGCUGCGGAUCCUGGUUCCCGCAACCCGGAGCUCGUGAACCUACAGCAAUACGUCAUUAAAGAAAAACGAUUAGGGGAGCAAGAAACUCUUCAGAUUUUUUACGAUGUUGCUCGAACCGUGAGGCGGUUGCAUCAGAAGAAUAUUGUUCAUCGGGACUUGAAGCUGGGUAAUCUCGUCCUCAAUAAGCAUACCUAUCGGGUUACAAUCACAAAUUUCUGUCUCGGGAAGCAUCUUCUUUCGGACCGAGACCUGUUGAGGGAUCAACGUGGUUCUCCUGCCUACAUUUCUCCAGAUGUCCUCUCUGGUAAACCAUAUUGUGGUAAACCUUCGGAUAUGUGGGCACUUGGAGUGGUCUUGUAUACGAUGCUGUAUGGACGCUUUCCAUUUUACGACAGUGAGCCUCUGGAAUUGUUCAGAAAGAUCAAGACGGUCGACUACACUUUACCGAUGGAUGGACGAGUUUCGAGAAACACGCACAGUUUGAUCAGUCGGCUUUUGACUGCGGACCCGAAGAAUCGCUUGACUGCUGAUCAACUGGAGGAUGCUCUGGAGAAUGUGAUAGGCAUGUGGAGGAAUCUGGCAGCACAUGAGCUUUCGUCUCGCUUGGUACCCGAGUGCCCCAGUGCUUUGAUGGACGAGAACAGCAGUGGCAGCUCCGGCAAUGGAGAAGUGCCGGUUUCCGCGUCUCCCAGUGGAGCUGAUGACGAUGAGAAGAAUGGCGAAACUGCUGUUGCUCGUGCAGUUCAGGGCUCGUGGACUAGAGUGGAAACAUUCCAGUCCCCCGCUGACGGUGAUGUCAGGAUUCGAGAGGUCGGUGAUACGAUUCCCUUGUUAGCGGAUACCGGUAGUUCGGUGACGCCAGGAAAUGGAAGCUCCAGCGGAGUGGCUGGGAAUCCUCGUCCCCCUGUGCAGCCACUGCUUGACCGAAUCCAGCAAUCUUGGCCUGUGAGUUUGUCGCGUACGGAGUCCGAGCCACAUGUGCUUUCUACGGAGCAGUUGUCGGCAUAUCGGGAUCUUGUGGCGGCCGUGGCGAGCGACCCGCGAAUGUUGGGUUCCCCUGGACAAAACCUUGUGUCGAAUGGUUCAGCUGCACCACCUGCCUCGAAUCCUGCAGCAUCAGGUGGUAUGAUCAAUGGCGCUAUUUUGUCUGUGAGUUAUCCGCCUGGUGCUCCUCCUACGGCCACUCUGAGAUUUCGUACUAGUCAAGGGAACUUGAUUGACGCGAGGGCAACGACGGAUCGAAACGCGACUGGAACCCCGCAGCCACGACGUGCGUCUCGCCCGGCGCCGCUCAGUCUGGUCCACCCCACGCAGCCGCCGUCAUCUGCGCCGCCGACCCCGACGCCUCCGCUCAGCAGCACUCCUCUCGUGCCGGAUUCGCACGUUUUCUUUCCACCCACGGCAGCGAACGAAUCUGCCAGUGGCGGCGCCGCCACUCAAAGCUCGCCGCGCGUUUCGACUCCCAGCAGGCGUCAGCACGGGAGUCGCCGCGCAAACUCCAGCUCUGGCUCUGUGCGAAGUCCCACAGUGCCGCAGCACAUUCAGCGCCAGCUGAGCCUGCUUGCGUCGCAGAAGAACAUUGUGCCGAAGCAUGGCGCGUGUGGCGGCGGCGGCAGCAGCAGCAGUGGUGGUUCUAGUGGAAGUGCGAGCAGUGGUGGCGGCGGCGGUGGUGGUGGUGCGGGUACGAGUGGUUCCUCCGCGUUGGAAAACUUUCGUUCUGAGAUGAUCGGAAUCCUCAGAGGAAAGAAGAUGUCCCGAUUGAGUGUUUUUGCGAUCAUUGGCGUAUUUCUGACUCUGAACAUCGCGUGUCAGGCUGUGCCGGUCUUCCCUGGGGUCCACAAUCCGUUCGCGGGAUGGUUCGAAGGAGAUACCGAGCAAGAGCAGGCAAGUAGUGUCACCACCACCACCACUACUACUGCCGCAUCUCCUGGAGAACGCCUUCCGAUGCUGUCCGUGUUGCACUCACGGUUCAUGGAAAAGCUUAAUCAAGUAGAACGCAAGAACAGUGUUCCAUUCCAACCCGAGGAAAUUGAACCUGUUCCUGAGUUCACGGAUGAUGGCGAACGGUCUCGGAUUGAUCUCAAUGAAGAGGAGAACCAAGCGAAACGGAAGCAGAUCGUCUUUCCCAAUCACAAUAUAACUUUGCCCCGACUGUACCAACUUUACUGGAGUCUUCGUCAAGAAGGCAAAACUUUGAAGGAACAUUUCGAGGGAGCCCCUAAUGUACCCGAAGUGUACGGUACAAUCGGCAGGGAUGGGAAACGGAAAUAUUCUGCGGAAGACAUUGCCUCCGUUGUGAAAGCCGCACAGGACAUGUUUCCCGCCCAGAAGGACACAACUGAUUCGGCCUCCUUCGGUAAAGACGUUGGUAAUUCCAAGGGACGAGUGAUGGAGACAAAAGAGCAGAAGCACGUGUUUCCUUCCGAAUCGGUGGAUGAAUCUCGGAGAAAUGAUGUUCCGAACGAAGGCUUCUUCAUCAGAGGAUUACCUCCAACCGUCGUUUCAAAGAACCCGACUGCUGCCAAACCCGUGAAAUCAGCAGUUCCUGAUCAGAUGAGCCCAGGAAACAUCGCCGAUUUUAAUCCCCGAAAUCCUUCUACAUUAUUGGAACGUGACAGAGCACAGCCGCAGUUGAAUGCAUCGCCUGAACCUGAAAUGAAGUUACCUGAAUCAGUUUAUCGCCAGUUGGCAGAUGCUGACAGAGAAGAAGCUGGUCAUGCCUCUUAUGCAGAGGUUCACCUCUCUGGAAGGUUGAACCCGGGCAAUAAAAAUGCAGUCCUUGACGAGACCUUUACGGCUAAUAUUCAACCCGAUUUCAAAACUGCCGCAAAUGAUCUUGGGUCAGCCGUGAAGCAAGAAAUCACGAGAAUUUACGAAGAAACCUUGACCAAGGGUGACAGAGACGGGCUGGAAAACGCGUGGAAACGAGCCCAGGGGUUUGCAGAUGAUUUGGGUUCCCUCAUCCAGGAGCAAAGUCGAGCUUUGUACACAAAAACUGCGUCAACAUUGGAGAAUACGGGCUUUGUGGACAGAUUCAGCAAAAUCUACGACGUUGCCAAGGAAAACGUGGCGGAUUAUUUAGACAAUUUAGAGCAAACUAUAAGAAAUCUACCUCAGUAAAGGUUUGCUAACUUGUUUUGUGUGUUACGCUUCAUCUGUUUUGUUUUCCAAUUGUUUCUGUGUGGCCGUUUUAAAUAAAAAUUAUUUUUUAAAAGCAA